UGCUACAAAGAGACGUAAAUUGUAAAUAGGGAACAUAACCUAACUUUUGAAGUUUGAGUUUGAUGGACUCACUGGAGUAAUCAUAAGAAAAAUCAUAAUUUUACAACAAACAUCUGAAAUUAUUGCCAGAAAAAAUAGUGCAGGAGUAUUUUCUAAAUAGCAGAACAUAUUAUAAAGUGUUCUACUGAGAAUCGAGGAUGUCUGACGACGAAAUAGAAAGUUUUGAAAUUACAGAUUAUGAUCUCGAGAAUGAAUUCAAUCCAGGUCGUUCCCGGCGAAAGCUUUCCAAAAAGCAACAAAUGCUUGGAAUGUGGGCCGAUGAUAGUGACGAAGAAGAAGAAACGACAAGCAGACCAUCUUUCAAAACUUUCAAUAGAGGUCCAAAAAAUUACACAGCUCCUGUCAAUUUUGUCGCUGGAGGAAUUCAGCAGGCAGGCAAGCCGAAAGAAAAAAACAAGCAUGAGGAAGACGAUGAGGAAGAAUCUGGAAAACCCAGAAGAGGAGAUGCUGAUUAUGUACCAAAUAGUUCAAGUGACUCGGAAGCUGAGGGACCUAGCAACAUGAGAUCUCGAAAAGCUUUCUCGAUGAAUUCAGAUGGCGAUAUAGCUGGUCUCAGAAAGAAGAAGAUACCUCUUAAUCCCGCUCUUUUGAAUACUGGAGUAGGAAACUGGGAAGUUCACACAAAAGGAAUCGGAGCAAAACUUUUACUUCAGAUGGGAUUUGAACCCGGUAAAGGUCUGGGGAAAAAUCUACAGGGUAUAGGUGCUCCCGUAGAAGCUCAUCUCCGAAAGGGAAGAGGAGCGAUUGGAGCGUAUGGUCCGGAAAAAUUUGCCAAGAUUGCUGAAAAGAAGAAGGAGGAAGUGACUGAAGAUGCGAAGGAGCAAAAAGGCAAAACUUCCCAGUGGAGAAAGGGCGAUGCGGCAGGAAAGAAGAAAGUUAGGUACUGCUAUCGAAGUGUGGAUCAGGUUAUAGAAGAUGGAAAGCUGAGACCUAACAGAAAAGCUGGCGUGAGUAGCGAAAUGAGUAGAGUUAAAGUCAUAGAUAUGACAGGACCAGAGAGGCGAGUUUUAAGUGGUUAUCAUGCGAUCGGAAGUGGCCAACAACGUCCAGAUGAGACCCUCUUGAUUUCUGAUAAGAAAUCUAAAUCUAAUUUCGCUUUGCCUGAACUGCAGCAUAAUCUGGAUCUUCUUGUUGACAUGUGUGAACAGGAUAUUAUUCAGAACGACAGGAGGAACCGACACCUGGGUGAUAGGUUAAUUGCACUCGAAGCAGAGAAAACUAACCUUGCUAAGAUUGUAGAUCAACAUGGGCAGUUGAUUGAUACUUUGGAGAAUGUCUUGACUGUUGUGGAUCGGCUAAUGAACGAGAGUAAUGAGUUGACUCUGAAUGAUACUGCAGAAGCUUUUAAGAGUUUGCAGGACAACUAUUAUGAGGAGUAUAAAAUGUAUGAGUUGGGGGAAUUAGCUAGCAGUUUGGCGGUACCGAAAGUUAUGGAGUCUUUGGUGACCUGGAAUCCUUUUAUACAACCGAAACAGCCCUUGGAGUUGUUUAAACAGUGGAAGGAUAUUUUGGAAAGUGGGAAGCCAACACUUCAUACGAGAUCCUUGCAUCCUUAUGAUCAACUUGUGUGGAACGCCUGGAUGCCCUCGAUAAGGGGAGCAGUCAAAGAGUGGAGAUGCAGACAACCGGACCCGCUGAUCGAUCUCAUCGAACAUUGGAUGCCCUUACUCCCGAGCUGGAUCUUAGACAACAUUUUAGAUAUGCUAGUGCUUCCAAAAUUGACCCUUGAAGUUGAAGAUUGGAAUCCGUUGACGGAUACAGUCCCAAUUCACACCUGGAUUCACCCGUGGCUUCCUCUCUUACGUAACCGCUUAGACACCCAGAUAUAUCCAAUAAUUCGCCGUAAACUUGGAUCAGCGCUUGGUGGUUGGCACGCAGCCGAUAGAUCAGCCAGAUUGAUGUUAGAGCCCUGGUCUCAGGUAUUUCCAAAAGGAGACUUGGAGGCUUUCCUGGUAAAGAAUAUUGUCCCGAAACUUCAGGUAGCACUUUCGGAACUCGUGAUAAAUCCCCACCAGCAGCAUUUGGACCAGUGGCACUGCGUCUAUGAGUGGAGAGAACUACUUCCGAUUCACAUUAUGGCGGGAUUGCUCGACAAGUUCUUCUUUCCAAAGUGGCUUCAAACCUUGGCUCUCUGGCUGAAUCAUUCGCCUAAUUACGAUCAGGUUACGAAUUGGUACAUCGGGUGGAAGGGAUUGCUUAAUGAUAAAUUACUAGCGGAACCAGUUAUCAAAGAGCAUUUUAAGAAGGCUCUCGAUAUGAUGAACAGAGCUGUUUCCGUCACUGAUGGUCUUCAACCAGGAGCUAUGGAGCAAGUCUCGUAUUUGACGAGUUUGGAAAGGAGUCAGCCGCCCAUUUUACAAAUGCCUUCUAAUGUCCAGCCGAGAGUUGAGAUUUGUGAAUUUUUAUCUCAAGAAAAAAUACUGAAAGAGACUUUCUACCAGCUGAAAUUACUGAAACUCAAAAUUUCUCUUCACAAUGAGUUGUAG
Belonocnema kinseyi is the source of this 2546-nucleotide messenger RNA. It is a transcript of the gene sip1, whose product is annotated as septin-interacting protein 1. Gene Ontology annotation, cellular component: U2-type post-mRNA release spliceosomal complex. Gene Ontology annotation, biological process: spliceosomal complex disassembly. Gene Ontology annotation, molecular function: nucleic acid binding. The transcript is spliced from 5 exons. NCBI's taxonomy places the organism in Eukaryota, Metazoa, Arthropoda, Insecta, Hymenoptera, Cynipidae. Bases 198 to 2546 code for a protein of 782 amino acids. The record is from RefSeq and is a predicted model, not a curated record.